AUGACCGUCGGAAUUGCAGUCAUUGGUAGCGGCAUCUUUGUCCAAGAGGCUCAUCUCCCUGGUAUCAAAGCCAACGGAGACCUCUUUUCGCUCAAGGCCAUCUACUCCCGCAGCCUGUCCUCAGCCCAGAAGCUCUCCAAAGAAGUCGAAUCGUCCAGUCCCGACCUCUACGCCGAAGAUGCUGGCUCAGACAAGUCAUACGCCAAACUCCUAGAACGUUCAGACGUCGAAGCCGUGGUCAUCGCUCUCCCUAUCCUUGCUCAACCCGACUUCAUCAAGAAGGCCUUGUCUGCUGGCAAGCAUGUGCUUUCUGAGAAGCCCGUCGCAAAGGACCUGGCAACUGCCCACGAGCUGAUUGACUGGUACCACAAGAACAUUGACACCGAGAAGACCAUCUGGGCCGUCGCUGAGAACUUCCGCUACCUCGGUCGCUUCCAGUACGGUGCUGAGCAGGUUAAAGAGCUGGGUGAUAUCUUGGGCUUCCGUCUUCGUAUGCACGCCAAUGUCCAGCCUGGAGCCAAGUACUACGAGACGGAGUGGCGCAAGACCCCUGAGUACCAGGGGGCCAAGAUGUCCCAAGUCGCCGCCUUCACAGCUCAAUUGCAGCCUCAUCUUCCCCCUCUUGAUACCAUCAACGCCACUGUCAAGCUUGCAAACGGCCGCUCUGGCACAUUCAGCGUCAGCUUCGGCACCACCUUCUCCGGCGCCGAAUACGUAGUCGCGUGCCAAAACGGUACCGUCGACGUCGGCUUCGACACGACCAUUGUUAAGAAGGGCAAUGACGAGUCUUCGAAGGACUUCCCAGAGGACAAGAAUGGCGUGAGGCAAGAGCUCAAGGCUUGGGGAGAGAGUAUCUCGCGAGGCAAGGCCGAUCCUCUACAAUCUCCUGAGGAAGCUUUGGCAGAUUUGGAAGUGGCCAUGAUCAAGAGUGGUGAAGCUGAUGGCAAGGCCGUUGAGCUCAAGCUCCAAUAA
Molecule: messenger RNA, 972 nt
Organism: Aureobasidium vineae
Lineage: Eukaryota; Fungi; Ascomycota; Dothideomycetes; Dothideales; Saccotheciaceae
Source: the annotation of a GenBank genome assembly